Molecule: messenger RNA, 3973 nt
Organism: Myxocyprinus asiaticus (Chinese sucker)
Lineage: Eukaryota; Metazoa; Chordata; Actinopteri; Cypriniformes; Catostomidae
Product: mannose-P-dolichol utilization defect 1 protein-like
Exons: 7
Coding region: 25-786 (253 amino acids)
Biological process (GO): oligosaccharide biosynthetic process
Source: RefSeq, a predicted model, not a curated record
CACGUGACGUUGACGUUUUGCAUCAUGGCGGCAUCGGAACCAGCUUUGGCAACAUCAUUCAUGGAUCCUUUUAAAGAUGUACUUGUUAAAUAUUUAAUGCCGGAAAAAUGUUAUGACGAGUUUUUCUUACAGUUCAAUCCUCUGCACGUUGAUUGUUUGAAGAUUGUAAUCAGCAAAGGCCUGGGCAUUGGUAUUAUCCUUGGCUCAGUGUUAGUGAAGCUACCUCAGAUUCUGAAGCUGAUCGGUGCUAAAAGUGCUGAAGGCCUGAGUUUUAACUCUGUUCUACUGGAGCUGUUUGCUAUCACAGGCACCAUGGCCUACAGUAUAGCCAACAGCUUCCCUUUCAGUGCCUGGGGUGAGGCCCUUUUCCUCAUGUUUCAGACAGUGAUCAUUUGUUUCCUCAUCCAGCACUAUGGAGGAAACACCAUCAAAGGUUUGGUGUUUCUGCUAGUCUACCUUGGUCUGUUGGCAGUUCUCAUCUCUCCCUUGACCCCCCUGUCUAUUGUCACUACCAUGCAGGCCUCCAAUAUGCCAGCCAUCAUCUUUGGACGGUUAAUUCAGGCUGGCACCAACUACAGAAAUGGCCACACUGGGCAGCUUUCAGCCAUCUCAGUGUUUCUACUGUUUGCAGGUUCCCUAGCACGUAUAUUUACUACGGUGCAGGAAACAGGAGAUACCCUGAUGGCUGUCACGUACAUCAUUUCCUCUUGUUGUAAUGGUGUGAUCGCUGCUCAGGUCCUUUACUAUUGGAACAGCAGUCCUGCCCUUAAGAAGAAGGCUGAGUAGAUCCUAAAAAAGGUGACACGCAGGCAGAUUUCUAAUUCAGUGACCACUAUGUGCUAUGAACAACAGAUAUAGUGUGAAAUGUCUCCUAAUCAAAAUGACGGUUCUAGUCAAAUUGAGCUCUGUCCCUUGAUCAAUUGUUAAAGGAAUUUUUAACAUAUCAUGCAGCAUGCACAAACAGGCUGGUACGAACACUGUAUAAAUAUUCAUGUAUUUCAGGUUCUUUUAAAUGGACCAAAAAGUCAGUAUAUAGUAUAGUGGGGGUUCUUUCUAUAAAUUGUAGUAUUGUUUUUUUCUUCUCUUUUAUUUACUCUUUGUUCGGGUAGUGGGCUACAUAUUCAGCACUUGGACCAUUUUCUCAGCUCAGGGAAGGGAACGGUGUCUAUGGUAUUCUUUCUUUCAACCCCACACCUACAAACUUAUGUAAUGAUUUUAUUUAAAAAAAUAAUAAUAAUAAUCCUUGUUUUAUGAUUGACAUACUGUAUUGCCUAUGACAUCACCCUGGCUAACUGUAUAUUUGCCAAAGCCCAUGUACUAGAAAUUAUUUUCCUAAUUAUUCUCCUUCAUUCCUGCUGAUGUAUUGAAGGAUUGGUUGGAUAGCCAGUUAGUGACUGCUACAGUUGAUAACAGCUCUUAGUGUCUAUCAAAAUAAAUACUAAUUUAGUAAUGCAUUACAAAUAUAUAGUAUUUUGAUAUGGCAUAGAUUUUGAACUCAACACUAAAUCUGUGGGGCAACACAGCAGAGUGAAAUGAGAUUACAAUUCUAGAAUUGUAAAUGUGUGCAUAUUUUAAAUGUCAUCGUACGUGAUGUACAUUUGUCAUUGUAUGCUAAAGGCUGUCCUGCUAGAAUUAAAUAGUUCCCAUCGUUGGUUGUCCCCUCUGUGUAGACAAAUCUACCCCCAUGAACACUAUUUUAAGUCUUCCAGAAACUCGGAGCUGUUAGCCCUAGGCUAUUAUUUUGUAGUCGACAAUAUAAAGGAUUUUUCUUAAUGUUAUGGAGAAGUAUUUUAGUGGGUCACUAUUCUAUUGUAUUUCAGUGGGAAGUAUCAAUGCAUGCAUGCCAUUUUGAAUGAGGGAUGAAUUGUAAAUAAUAGUUGGAACUGGGUAAAAUUUACUACAAAGCAGUAGUACAUUUUUUUUAAAUAUAGUAGUGUUCAGCCAUCAAAUGCCAGUUGUUUCAAGCUGUCUCCAAGUGAAAGGAAAUUCAUUUGAAUGCUUUUGACCAUUGAGUAAAACAUGUCCAUCAGAUAAUGUGUUCAUUGCUCUUUUUUUUUUUUUUUUUUUUAAAUUCAAACUACAUUUCCUGUAGUUUGAAAUGCUUAAAAAAAAAAAAGCUGCAUACACUUGUAGACAGUUUAAUAAAAGUUUAUAUUCUUUUUUUAAAUUGUCUUUCACAUUUUGGGUUGAAGGACAUGAUUGUGAUACAUAUUUAUACCACCAGAGAGAGGCAAAGAGUUGCAUCAACUACAAAUACAGAUGUGAGGCAUUUGUAUCCUUUAGCUUAAGGAUUUUCAAGGGGGCCAAAUAUAGACUCUAUGGGGUCUGUGGACAAUUUAAGAAAAAAAAGUAUUUUUUACUAAAUGUAAUUUUAGGGCUGUCAAAGUUAACACAUAAUUUGCAUAUGUUUAUGCAAAUUAUAUUAUAUUAACGCUAUUUUUAUGUUUACCUCAUUUGAAACCAUUACAGUUUGAUUCUGCUCCCUAAAGACCAGUUGGAUCUUUGGAUGAGCACCAUAGGUGUUUAAAACUUAUCAAUACUUAGGAAACAUACACACUGCAGUUCCUCAGCUUAGUUCCUGUUUAUCAGUAAAUGACAGUCACGCCUCACAAACACCACUGGCUUGUCAGGAUGCUCAAACCAAGUAAUUUUUGAUGGAGCCACAGUGUUUACAUAUUUAAGGGAAAUCAACCUACCAAUGGUUUUGUUGUCUCUGAACAUAAGGCUAAAAUUGUAUUGUAGCAUUGAAAAAAAUCUAAAGACUGCUUUUUGCCCCUGUGUGCAUCCUCUCCUUAUUAAAGAGUCCAUUCUUCCUAAUGUAGCAAAUUAUCUAUUGUUUAUUUUAUUGGAUAUUUGUGCAGCCUUGACAUGAUUUAUCAUCCUGUUCUCAUUUAAUGUUGCAGGUGAUUGGUUGGCAUUCCUGCAUUACAGAACAUUUUUGUAUGUGGGGUUCCUCAAGGUUCAAUUUAGUUUAAUUAUCUUUAUAUUUGCUGCCCCUUGGCUCAAUUUAUGCUGAUUAUACAUAAUUGUGCCUUUCUUUGAAUCCUGAUGAUGACCUCUCUUUUAAAUCCCUUUUUGAUUGCUUGAUGUUAAAUGUCAGAUAGCUAAAAACCUUACCCAUUUAAAUGAGAAGAUAGAGAUAAUCUUUUUUUGACACAAGUGGAUGUCUUAAAGUUAUAGUGAACGCAAAUGAAGAUUUUUAGAACAAUAUAUCAGCUCUUUUGGUCCUUACAAUGCAAGUGAAAUGUGACCAAAACUUUGAAGCUCCAAAAGCACAUAAAGGAGGCAUAAAAUAAUCCGUAUGACUCCAGUGGUUUAAUCAAUGUCUUUCAAGCGAUACUAUAGGUGUGGGUGAGAAACGGAUCAAUAUUUAAGUCCUUUUUUACAUUCUUUUGUUUUUGUUGAUUCACAUUCUUCGUGCAUAUUGCCACCUACAGGGUAGGGUGAAAAUGUUAUAGUAAAAAAGGACUUAAAUAUUGAUCAGCUAACAAACUGCUUCUUAUGUGGUUAGAUGUCUGUUUGCAAUUUCGGCUGCAUAUUCACAGAGUCAACUCGGGGACAACAUUAUGUUCAGUUUCGUAGCUAGUGUUGUUCCUAUGGACACCACGGGUAGCAGAAAGUGUCAGACUUGAUGGCUUUUUUUUUUUUCCAACAAUAUAAAACACACCUAUUGUCCAUUAUGCUCUUGGCAGACCCUUUCUCAGAAAAAUAAUUUACUAGAUAGUAAAUAUAUUGUGUUUUUUAUUAUUAUAUUGUUAGCUAAAGAUACAAGGUAAUGGGGCUUGGUUUGAUUCUGUGAGAGUGGUCAGCUAAAUGAAUUUGCUAUUAUAAUGCAUACUGCUGGAUAACAGGCCAAAAGUAGAUACAACUGCUAGAAAGGAAUGUGAUCUCAAUUUAGAACUAGAAAAAUGUAUUUAAUUGUUAAGAGUCUGUGUUUUGGGAGGUCUUGCACAGAGUGUUUGUUUUCUCUGAU